GCUCUGCCCUCUCUCAUGGCCACCAUUCAGAAUUCAGAGCAUCUUGUAGUAGCAAGAUGACAGUCGACGAGGACUCUACUAAUCAGGAGGAAACAAACAGUACCGGUAUUAGCUUUUCCUUACCUUCCCGUCUCUUUCAACAACAUGGCAACAAGACGAUACUCCACUGCAUCGACUGUCAUGCCGGUGGAGAACCCGCUCGAGUGGUCCUUUCCGGUGUCAACAGCAUUCCUCCUCAGUACGAAACGGCCUUGCAAAAACGAAACUACAUGAUGGAACAUCUCGAUCAUUUCCGCAAACUUCUGCUCCUCGAACCACGCGGAUAUCCUUGUCAAAACGUCAAUUUUGUCUUUGCUCCAAGCAAUAAUGGCAACAAUUACCAAUACGUCAUUGGAGAACAAAACAAAAUUUAUCCACUCAUGUCGGGACACAAUACCAUUUGUGUCGCCACGGCACUCCUCGAAUGUGGAGUCAUUCCCAUGAUAUCGCCUAGUACACAAUUCACACUGGAAGCACCGGCAGGACCCAUUAAUAUUACUGCACGCUGUCACGACCAAAAGGUCACCUCCAUUACGUUACAAAAUGCUCCUUCCUUUGUCGAAAAGCUCAAUGUCACAGUCCAAGUUCCACAUGGAGUGGGGGACGUACAAUGCGAUAUUGCCUAUGGUGGCAUGUGGUAUGCCGUGGUCAAUCUAUCCAAUAAUGCUUCUUUGAAGCAUUUAAAAUUGCAUCCGGACAAUGCGGCCGAACUGUGCCGGGUCGGUGAAAUGAUCAAGGUGGCAUGCCGAGAGCAACAUCCCGUCCAGCAUCCGACCGUGGAUUAUCCCGGAGUCGACAUUUUGGUCUUUCGAGAAACUCCAACUACUACAAUAGCACGCAACACGGUCGUCAUGAGCAACACGGUACUCGACUGGGACAAACCGGAAACCUGGACGGCCAUGUUGGAUCGUAGUCCGUGUGGGACAGGCACGUGUGCCGUCAUGGCGGUCCUGCAUGCCAGAGGAGAACUACAAGUAGGAGAACCGUUUGUGCACGAGAGCAUUGUGGGGACACAAUUUGUGGGGACCAUUGUCCAGGGCACCACAGUCAGCAGCGAGGAGGAUCAUCGACCUGCCAUUAUUCCUCAAGUGGAAGGAUCGGCUUAUAUUACGCAGUAUUCACAAGUGGUGUUAGAUCCCGAGGAUCCAUUCCCAGAAGGAUACCGAGUAGCGGAUAUAUGGUGAUGCUGACCAUGCAGGACGCAUGAAAGAUACUGUACCGCCAAUGUACGUGCUCUAGUAGCUGCUGGCCAUGCAGUGUUCGGACUUCAAACCCGGGGAGCUUGAAGAAAGCGAGGCGACAUAAUAUUGCAAAUGGGAGAGACAGAUGAUGAUGACAAUGCUUAAUAGCUAGAGGCGCGCCACCCACCCGCAGCCAAAUUCAUGUGUGAUACCGUAUCAAGCCUCAAGCAGAUACUGGUAGCUUGUAAGCUGUGGAAAAGUAGUACAUUACCGGUACCACUGCCUCAAAUAUUUCAAAAGCAGGGUGCUUUCUGUUACCAGGAAAAAGACACCUUGCCAGUUGUGUUGUGUUGUGUUGUGUUGUGUGAUAGAGAAUUGUUGUGUGACAAAGUUCAGAUACUGUACAUAAUAAUUCAGCUCAGAUGACGAAAACUGUUGCAAUACCUGAAUAGAUUGAUUCAUAUAACAACAAUACACCAAUCAGUUCGCUGGCUGCUUGGAAUCUAGAGAUGGAACUACGGUACGGUAGGGCUGUGUGUACUCAGAAAUUCCGGAAUUCACAAGGAUCCUGUUCCCAUUGUUUCAAAAUGACUUGACAGAAGUACUCCUUUUGCGACACGUACACUCCCGGUGCCUCCAAAAAGUACUCCCGAAUCCACGUGGCUGCCAGUUUUCCCUGUCUCACAAGUAUCUGGCGAAUGGACUCAUAUCGUGGUUGGCAAAUAUCGAUUUUUUGUGCCGCCACUUGUUGGGCGACCGUUUGAUUCUUGCGAUGAUGAAAUCCUGGUUUGAUUUUGAUCAUUUCGGGAAGUGAAUCGUCCAGUCGUAGAAAUUUUUGCAAGUCAUGUCGGAAUUGGAGAUUGCUGUGUUGGUGUUGGUGCAGGUGUAAUAAUAAGGAUGAAUGGUUGUUGUUUUGGAGCAAUUCUUGAUCGGUUUGGAGUUGCGAAACAUCCCACAAAAAGACGCGUCCUUGCCAGGGAAUCGGUUGAAUCAUUUUGUGAUAUUCGGGUGGAAUCAGUGCCUUUUCUGCUGAAUUGGAGAGUAUAUUGGUUUUUCCCAGAUUGGUGAGGAACAAGUGAAAAUUGCCUCGAAAGGUACACAAUCCUUGAUGUCGUCGGGCACAUCGUCCGGUCAGGGUUUCAGCGGGUGGCAUGGAAAAGUAAUUGUUGACUCUGAAAUUGUAAAAUGAUUCAAACCACAAUACAGGAUGUCGUAGACCCACCAAAAAGUCGGUCUUUGGAAAAUAGGUUUGAUAAUUGUGCAGUGCCAAAUUGGAUUCCAAAUCUC
Messenger RNA from Seminavis robusta, 2507 nucleotides. The record is from the annotation of a GenBank genome assembly. NCBI's taxonomy places the organism in Eukaryota, Bacillariophyta, Bacillariophyceae, Naviculales, Naviculaceae.